AUGAUUUCACCUAAACAAUCGGCGGUAUUCCACGCACAAGAUCCGGUGUGGAAUGGAGACCUCAACGCUUGCGCCUUGGCCGACUGCGACAAGGCCAUCCUUCGCGAGUUCUGGACCACGCUUGACAAUGACCAGAUGCAAUACUGCAGUAGAUGCCAAGAGCGCUGGUUCAUCAUAUGCUACGCAAUUACCGUGCACAAGUCACAAAGCAUCCCCGAAGACAUGAUAGUUACAGAUCUGUCCUGCCGGGACUUUCAGACUGGUUUAAGCUACGUGGCUGUCUCUCGCGUGAAAACGCUCGAGGGUCUGAUGUUGGAUGCACCAUUUGAUCGUAAUCACCUGGUCUACGGGUCUCCCCCGGAUGGCAUAAAGAUGAAGAUGAGGGAUCAGGAGCUUAGGAAACGAUAG
This is a messenger RNA of Fusarium vanettenii 77-13-4, 408 nucleotides long. RefSeq lists its product as uncharacterized. The transcript has a single exon. The record is from RefSeq and is a predicted model, not a curated record. The coding region runs from base 1 to 408 and encodes 135 amino acids. Lineage: Eukaryota; Fungi; Ascomycota; Sordariomycetes; Hypocreales; Nectriaceae.